Amphibalanus amphitrite is the source of this 688-nucleotide messenger RNA. Its product is annotated as protein bicaudal C homolog 1-like. The transcript has 6 exons. The annotation marks the transcript as partial. Lineage: Eukaryota; Metazoa; Arthropoda; Thecostraca; Balanomorpha; Balanidae. The record is from RefSeq and is a predicted model, not a curated record.
UCGCGCUGCCCGUGUGGAGGCUGUGGAAGCUCACUGACCGCCAAUUCGAGUUGCGCUAUAGACUGUGUCGCGUGCCAUAUUCGUUCUACUGUGUUGUGUUGAAUUCUGGUGACGAAUUCCAUCGAAUUGCACGCAUCUGUGACUGCGUUUCGAGACGGAGCGGGGUGUGUUUAGGGUAGAGGGGAGGAGAUGCGACUUGAGGAGAUGAGGAGGCCUCCGUCUGGACAGGGCGAGGCCGAGAUCGGCCAGGAGGACCGCCUCUCCGACGGCAGCACGGACAGAGCCAUGAGUCAGGAUGCCCGAUCGGUGGACUCUCAAGUGUCUGGUGACCUGGCUGACCUUGACCUCGGCGAGCUGGAGAAGGUCGAGCGGGUCAAGGUCGACCGGAAGAAACUGGAGGACCUCUUGUACGGAUCUCCAGUUGCCGUGGAGGAGUUCUUUAUGAAGAUUGAAUCCGACACCAACACGCGUAUACAGUGGCCUAGAGACUGCUCCUCGAAACGAGACCCCCAGGUUCGUGUCAUCGGUCUCUCUAGUGACGUGGACGCGGCCCGGUCCAUCAUCCACCGCGAGCUCGGAAUAAGGAACAUGAACCGAGCGUCUCUAAAGGUGGACGUCAGCUAUACCGACCAUAGCCACAUGAUCGGCGUAGGCGGGAAAUGCAGCAAGGACCUCUCCAAUCGAACAA